Messenger RNA from Quercus robur (English oak), 837 nucleotides. RefSeq lists its product as uncharacterized. The transcript has a single exon. NCBI's taxonomy places the organism in Eukaryota, Viridiplantae, Streptophyta, Magnoliopsida, Fagales, Fagaceae. The coding region runs from base 204 to 578 and encodes 124 amino acids. The record is from RefSeq and is a predicted model, not a curated record.
UACCCUUCUGUUCAAGUCAAAAGCUUAUCAGUCAAAAAGUACAACACCUAGAAAGCAAGAAAUUUCAUGGCUACGUAGAAUUCUUAACCGCACUGAUUAAAAUCAACUUCGUCAAAAACCUUUUUGCUUUUGGGUUUAGUUUCCAGUUUUCAUUUCUCAACCAAAUCUUUCAAAGCUAUAGACUCUCAGUUUCUCUCUCAAAAAUGGCAGCCACUCUUACUUCUUUCCGAUCCGGGACGAUUCGGGCCUCCGCUUCCACAAACAAACCGGAUCCGGAUCGCAGAAAACCCGCUUCGGCCAACUGGUGGGUACCCAUUUUCGGGUGGUCCUCGGAACCGGAUUACAUGGACCCCACAUCCACUUCCACCGCCACCACAGGUUCGGCAAAGAAUGUUUCGGGUGUUUCGGAUCUGGAAUCCGAAACGGGCCGAAACAGGACCCGAUUCUCGCGUGGGUGCUUUACUGAAGAAAAGGCGAGGCAGCUGAGGAAGAAGAUGAUGGAGAGCUCUGCGUUCCACGAUGUAAUGUACCACUCGGCGAUCGCGUCUCGGCUUGCUUCCGAUAUUUCGGAGAACUAAUGUAUCGUCUCCGGUAAGUCCGUUUAUUUUGAUUACGGUUCGGGUUGUGAUGUCCGGGUCAAGGUCCAUGUCGCCUCUGGCGUGCAAUUUGUCGAAAUGAAAAUUAUGGAUUAAAAAAAAAACUUGUUUUUAUUUUUGGGUAUUUGGAAUAUUUUAAUGUUUCUGUUUUGUGAGUGAGAUUAAGGAUAAUUUUUAUUUGAUGUGUACUUUUGAUUCGGGACGUUGGAUCGUUUAUUGACUGUGAUUUUUGUUUGCUUUA